UCUAUACUCGGCUUCCCGUAAAUACCCGAGGUUCUCCGAAAGAAUUGUUAAACGGAGUUUCCUCCCUUCAGUAAACAAAGCGAUAGAAGUGUAACUGACAAGUGAACUGAUAAUGGACAAAUUUGUGACUAGAACGAGAAAACAAUGGGUGAAAUCUUCACAAGGGAAGACAAAACAGUUUAGACAAGCGACAAUUGAAUCAUUGCAGGGGGUUGUUGUGAUCGAGGAUAUCCAACGUCUCAAGAACAAGCUGAAGCUGGAGAAUCAAGCCAAGGAUGUUCUGGUAGACUGUUUGAAGGAAUUGGGGAAGAAGAUACCCCCGAGGCAUGUCAUGUUGUCAACCAAAAUAGGAAAAGUUGUCAAUCGAUUCCGCAAACAUGAAGAUAACCAAGUUGCGAGUGAAGCACGUCAGGUAUACCUGAAGUGGAGGCGUCAUUUCAAGGAUCAUCUUGACCGGCCACAAAUUGAAGUGAAAUGUGAUGCAAAGACUGAGAAAAUGAGAGCAUCAGGAAAGCGUUUCAUUGCCGACGCCCUUUCACUACAGCUGUCUCACAGUCUUCCUGAGGCAAUAGAGAGAGAGGUGUUCUUUGUCAGCAAGAGGCUGAUCAAUGUCCACUAUCGAAGGACAAUGCGCACAGUGGUUUUCACCCUCAGGAAUAAGGAAGAUGUGAAAAACAAAGUUAUAGCCAGAGAAAUGUCUGUGGAAGAAUUUGUGAAGACAUAUCAGAAAUGAUAGUGUGUGUGUGGAUGAAAGCAUGAUGACUAUCUUGUCAGAAGCAAAUUUGUGUAAAGAUGUUUGCAUGGAAUAAGUGUUCAGAGUGUGAAAAAUGUAGUGUGUGCUGUAAGGUAUUGCAAGGUUCACACAUGAUUGGUGUAGUUGAGGGUAUCACUGAUGAUGCUGGUGUAGCUGCUGGUGGUGAAAAUGUGCUCUACCUGAGAUAGACAGUUUAACAGCGUGAGAUAGUUUGAAUGAUCCAGGAGUGGAUGUUUGCUCAGGACUCACAAUUUAAACAAUUCUAUUGUGCAUUGUCUUUAAAAUUGUAUUUUAAAAAAGUUUUAUGCUGACUUUUACAAAAUGAUGAAUUUUUAAAUGUUUGUUCUUUUUAAUAAAACAUUAUACACA
This is a messenger RNA of Haliotis rubra (blacklip abalone), 1123 nucleotides long. Its product is annotated as transcription elongation factor A N-terminal and central domain-containing protein 2-like. The transcript has 4 exons. The record is from RefSeq and is a predicted model, not a curated record. Gene Ontology annotation, biological process: DNA-templated transcription. Lineage: Eukaryota; Metazoa; Mollusca; Gastropoda; Lepetellida; Haliotidae. The coding region runs from base 113 to 733 and encodes 206 amino acids.